AUGGGAGGGACUAAUUCUACAAAUUACAAGGAAGGGAAUAGUGAGCCUUGCAAGUUCAAUGAAAAUUCUGCUGAUCAAGUUCAUCGUGAGGCUAUUACACCGAUGAGGAAGAGAAAUCCUGGUCCAACGGCUCGAAAGAGAACUGGGAAGAAGGAUAGGCACAGCAAGAUUUGCACGGCACAAGGAAUAAGAGACAGAAGAAUGAGACUUUCAGUCCAGGUUGCAAGAAAAUUUUUUGAUCUGCAAGACAUGUUAGGCUUUGAUAAAGCAAGCAACACCAUUGAUUGGCUAUUCGCUAAAUCGAAGAAGGCAAUCAAGGAGCUGAGCAAAAACCAUCCUGAUCAAGCAAAGAUCAGUUCCAGCAUUGAUAAUGUAAAGAGUGAGUCUUUUGUCUCUGAAUGUGAAGUAGCAUCAGGAAUAGUGGAGAAUUCAAACAAUGAAUUCAAAGGAGCUUCAACAAAAAGUGUAAGUCCAGGCAAUUCACAUGAGAAAGAUGACAGAAACUAUAUUCAAAAAGUAGUACGUAAAUCUAAACCUAACACGAGGGAGUCCCGGGACAAGGCUAGAGCAAGGGCAAGAGAGAAAACGAUGAUCAAACGCCUUGAGAAUUUGAGCCAGUGGCAAAAAUCAAUCCCUAAUGAAUUUCAAGAAUUAGGGUUUUCUACCGUCCCUUUUGAAAAUGCUGAAGAAUCAAGCUCCGGUGAUCGGAAAAGGGACUCUCCAUAUGAUGUUGAUUGGUACUUAUUUGGGAAUCAAUUAGCCGAUGAGGACACAAUUGAGAAAUUCCUAGGUGGUACAACAAGCUUAAAAUCUUGCCCUAUUUCUGAUUAUCAGAGUUAUGAUGCAGCCGUAUCAGGUUGCAUAGAUUCCAACAACAAUUUCAUGGGUUUUCUGGGAGAUUGUGAAAUGAACAAGGACAUGUUCAAUUCCAAUAACUCUGAAAUGGAAAACAUGGUAUCAUUUUCAGGUAACCCCUCUUACGUUACCUCAGAUUUUCUAUUUCAGCAAUAA
Molecule: messenger RNA, 1011 nt
Organism: Fraxinus pennsylvanica
Lineage: Eukaryota; Viridiplantae; Streptophyta; Magnoliopsida; Lamiales; Oleaceae
Source: the annotation of a GenBank genome assembly